ACAGGAUGUCACCAGUGGGGCUCCGUACACUUGACCCCUACCGGGUGUGAGACUCUACAUGACACAUAUGCGUCUCUCAACAGCAAACCAGCAUAUGUCAGCACUAUAAAAAACAGCCUAAACCAGCUUAGACCAUCAUGGAAAUCAUGCUUGUCUGUCCUGUUUUAUUCAUCAGUGUCUUUCAGGCUGAAUUUGAAGGCACUGUCAAUAUAGCAUUCGUAUUUAAUAACAUUCAUAUCGCUAUAGUAUGCACACUAUUAAGUGUGCAUUUCUGGAAAGCUGUUCUAAGACAGUAUCUGUUGUAGAAAGAAACACAGAUAAAACUAAAUAUCACGGCAAAACAGUACCACUCCAUGUCUUACCGUGGCGCAGUAGCUUCUUCGUUUACAGGGCAGAAAAGAAGAAGCGCAAACACUUCCAGCCGAGAUAGCGAAUUGUUAUAGUGGGUUUUUAAUCAGAACUAAUUUAAAUAAUCCCUUUUUGCUUGGUUAAGCCGACUGACACGUCGUAUGGUACACGUUAGAUAAAUCCUAGCUAUAUAUAAUUUUUAAGCUAUUUGGCUUCAGCCAGUAUUAAAACUAACUUAAUGGAGGUGAAGUCGCUGGUUGGUUAUGGAGUGUCAUCUGAUUCAGAGGAAGAGGAUGAAGGAGAAAGCAGUAUACAGACAGAGAAGGAAAAAGAGGCAGAGGCAGAAGGUGAGAGGAAAAUUCAGAACUUCCAGCAGGAGUCGGUGUCAGCAGCCACUGCAUCCAGUUCUGAGUCAGAGAGAGAAGAGGACCAAGAGAAACCUGCUGAAGCUGUUUACCCUGGAGUUUUAAACUCAAAGACUCCUUCACCCUUCAGUGCCUUCACUCAUAAACUGACCCCUCCUCCACUGGGCGGAGGCAGCUUAGGUGGAUUUUCAGCUGGCAGCAGUGUGUUUGCUAACCCCUUUAAAGAGAGAGCAGAAGCGAGGCUGAAUGUGCUACGGAAACACGUCCCCCUCACACUGCAGGCCCGGCCGAUCCAAAUUGGCGGGAAAAGGAUCUGUGUAGCAUACAGAAAAAACGGCCGCUGUUGUUUUGGAAUCCGCUGUAAAUUUGCCCAUGAUAGCGAUCUGCAGAGCAGCACAGGCUUUCCCACUGAACCAGCAGGCUCUGAUAUUAGACCACUGGACCAAACUAAGUCCAAUCCUGACUACUUACGCACUUCGGACUACGGGACUUCUGCUUUGGAGAGGGGUAAGGAAGAGGAGGAGGAGGAGGAGGAGAGUCGUAAGAGGAAAAAGCACAGGGUCGGAUUCAGUGAUACGCUCAUUCCCCCAAAACGGAUGCUAAAACAGUAUGCCAUGCAGAAGAACAAACUGUAAGACCCCUGGCCCUUUGGAGAAUGGGAUUUUACAAUCACCAGUUUUUUAGGUACACUUGUACCUUCACUUAUUGGCCAUUAUAUCAGCAACAUCUAGUAGGUUUAUAAUUACAGACUGUAGCUCAUCUGUUGUUGCAGUUUAUCCAUCCAUGAAAAAGGCUGUUUAAAGAGAUUGAAAUACAGUCAUCACAGCCUUGUAAGAGAAAGCAUUUCUGAAAAUCACAAAAAUUAGAAAGCCCUCCCUUGUAGGUCCAUCUUGCUAAUGAACAGUUAGACAGAACUGCUCUGGAUUUUUGACACCAAACAUUGUCUUAGCUAUGCUGAGAAUGAUCCACCUCCCACAUAUCUGGUCAGUAGUGGUCUUAUACUGGGACGGAUUGGGUAGAGAUGGGAUACAGUAAUCAAGACCUACUAAGUGCACGUAUUAGGGCUGUACAAUAUUGACAUAAAAUGUGAUGUUUAAUAAAGCUGUUAAAUAUCAUCAUGAUAAGAGAAGGGAUAAAUUGCUAUUAAAUAGUGUGCCUUUGGA
Molecule: messenger RNA, 1876 nt
Organism: Colossoma macropomum (tambaqui)
Lineage: Eukaryota; Metazoa; Chordata; Actinopteri; Characiformes; Serrasalmidae
Exons: 2
Coding region: 587-1348 (253 amino acids)
Molecular function (GO): metal ion binding
Source: RefSeq, a predicted model, not a curated record